AUGCCACCAAAAAGAGCAGUUUCAACGUCAACUACCGAAAAAGUGAUAGGCAAAAAGGUUAAACGUGGUAUUAGUAAUGAAAGUAAUAAUGCCAAAGAAAGUCGAAAUGCAAAUAACGCUUCUUCACUAGCAUCACCUUCUCCAUCAACAGUUACCGACACAACUUCUCAAAAAGAAAAAUUAUCCUUUAUAGGAAAUUGUGUUAUGUGGUUCAGAACCGAUUUACGACUAAAAGACAACCGAGCGCUAUCUCUAGCCUCAAAACAUGCGACAAAACAAAACAAGAACUUAUUCGCGCUCUAUAUUAUAUCACCACAAGAAUGGAAAGCGCAUGAUGUGGCACCGAUACGCGUUGAUUUUUGGUUACGUAACUUAGUGAGUUUGCAGGAUAAACUUGAGGAAUUGAAUAUUCCAUUAAUUGUGCGUACGGUUAACUUACGAAGGAAUGUGCCUUCGACGGUUAUUGAAUAUUGUAAGGCUGUUAAUGUCAGUCAUCUUUUUGCUAAUAUAGAGUACGAGAUCAAUGAGUCUAGGCGUGAUAAAAAAGUUUGUUCGCUCGCUGAGCAUAGUGAUAUUGUUGUUUCAUUAGAGCAUGAUCAAUGUAUUAUCCCUCCUGGAUUAGUAUUGACAAAGCAACAAAAACCAUACACUGUGUAUACUCCAUUCAAGAAAUCAUGGUUAGCUAUCGUAGGAAGCGGACCAAAAUAUCUAGAAUUAUCUCCGAACCCUGCGCCAAAUAACGAAUUAAUACGCGAACAAUAUGCGUCAGGGUUCAAUACGAAAAUACCAGAAUUCGUAGAAGGCUUUCAAAUAUUGACAGCUCAAUCCAAGAGAGCUUCUACUGAAUUCCCAGCAGGUGAAGAUGCCGCCCAUCAACGUCUACAAACAUUCAUCUCGGGACGAAUAGAAAAUUACAAAGAAGCACGAAACAUUCCCAGCAUAGAUGGUACCUCUUCUUUAUCUGCGUAUUUUGCUGCGGGCGUCAUAUCUGCAAGACAAUGUGUAGUUGCUGCGCGUGCCGCUAACAAGAAUAAACUCCAAUGUGGAAAUAUUGGUAUAACUACGUGGAUUGAAGAAAUCGCGUGGCGUGAUUUCUAUCGUCAUGUUCUUGUUGCUUUUCCGUAUGUUUGUAUGAACCGUCCUUAUAAAUUGGAAACGGAAAAUAUUGAGUGGAAUAAUGAUCCGGCGAGGCUACGUAGAUGGUGUGAAGGUAAAACAGGGUAUCCUAUUGUCGAUGCAGGCAUGCGACAACUCAAUGAAACAGGUUGGAUGCAUAAUCGUGUGCGUAUGAUUACUGCCAUGUUUUUGACAAAAGAUUUAUUGGUAAAUUGGCAAGAUGGCGAACGAUAUUUCAUGCAACAUCUAAUAGACGGCGAUUUCGCAAGUAAUAAUGGUGGUUGGCAAUGGUGUGCUUCAACAGGAACGGAUGCACAGCCAUGGUUUAGGAUCUUCAAUCCAACACUUCAAUCGCAAAAGUUUGACCCGAAUGGUGACUACAUAAGAAAAUGGGUCCCAGAAUUAAGUUCACUGGGUCCCAAUGAAAUUCAUGAUCCUUCUGGGUCACUCUCACCCAAACGAUUUGCUAAGUUGAAAUAUACUACUCCUAUAGUAGACCAUAAAACGGCGCGUGAAAAAACACUCGAAAUCUAUAAAGCUGUUACGAAAGGUGGUGGCGCUAGUAGUGGUGGAACAAAGACUUAUAAAUUAAAUUAA
Ambispora gerdemannii is the source of this 1713-nucleotide messenger RNA. Lineage: Eukaryota; Fungi; Glomeromycota; Glomeromycetes; Archaeosporales; Ambisporaceae. The record is from the annotation of a GenBank genome assembly.